Molecule: messenger RNA, 1024 nt
Organism: Pyrus x bretschneideri (Chinese white pear)
Lineage: Eukaryota; Viridiplantae; Streptophyta; Magnoliopsida; Rosales; Rosaceae
Product: proteasome subunit alpha type-7
Exons: 3
Coding region: 127-876 (249 amino acids)
Biological process (GO): ubiquitin-dependent protein catabolic process
Cellular component (GO): nucleus; proteasome core complex, alpha-subunit complex; proteasome core complex
Source: RefSeq, a predicted model, not a curated record
GAAUUGCAGAGUAUAAUCGUCAGUUCGUCAGUCGGAAAGACAGCUCCCCAAAGCAAAAGACACCAGCUCGCACGAAGAAGCCUAGAUCAGAAGAAAGAAGACGAAGAAAGAAGCAGCAGUAGAAAGAUGGCGAGGUACGACAGAGCCAUUACCGUGUUCUCUCCCGACGGUCAUCUCUUCCAAGUCGAGUACGCGCUCGAGGCGGUCCGUAAGGGUAACGCCGCCGUCGGCGUCCGCGGCACCGACACCAUCGUUCUCGGCGUCGAGAAGAAGUCCACCGCCAAGCUCCAGGACUCCAGAUCAGUAAGGAAGAUUGUGAACCUGGAUAAUCACAUUGCUCUAGCCUGCGCUGGUCUCAAAGCAGAUGCUCGUGUGUUGAUAAACAAGGCACGGAUUGAAUGUCAAAGCCACAGGCUUACUGUCGAGGAUCCAGUGACUGUUGAGUACAUAACGCGUUACAUUGCUGGUCUUCAGCAAAAGUACACACAAAGUGGUGGUGUGAGACCAUUUGGUCUUUCAACUUUGAUUGUCGGAUUUGAUCCGUACACAGAUUCACCAUCACUAUAUCAGACAGAUCCUUCUGGGACUUUUUCAGCAUGGAAAGCAAAUGCAACUGGAAGAAACUCCAAUUCGAUAAGGGAGUUUCUGGAGAAGAACUACAAAGAAACUUCUGGGCAAGAAACUGUAAAGCUUGCAAUCCGGGCUUUGCUUGAGGUUGUCGAGAGUGGAGGAAAAAACAUAGAAGUUGCUGUGAUGACAAAGGAUCAUGGUCUGAAGCAACUUGAAGAAGCUGAAAUUGAUGCCAUUGUUGCUGACAUAGAAGCAGAGAAAGCAGCUGCUGAGGCCGCUAAGAAGGGACCACCCAGGGAGACAUGAUCUUACGUGUUUUCCUUUUGCAACUUUAAUUUACCAGUUGUGGUCGAUGGACUCCACCUUGCUGUUCUUUUGGAGUUGAACUUUGCACUUGAUUUGGUUAAAACUGAUCUCUACAGCUUAUAUCUUCAAAUGGAUUGAGAUUUGCUUA